AUGUCAGACCAAGAAUCUGGUGUGCGCACUGGGCAAAAAAUCACUGGAGGUGGGUUCUGGGUGCUGGGUCAAGACCAAGAUAGUGUCGGAGGGGGGUUUCAAGACAAAGACUCUUUCCAGGGGGAGCUGGCUGAAAUGAAUGUAUGGGGGCGUGUUCUUACAAAACAAGAGAUUGCCAGGUUUUCGACAGAUUGUCGGCGCCGCAUGAAUGGAAGUGUAAAAAGCUGGCCGCAGUUCAGAACUGGACUGCGAGGUAAAGCUCGAGUGAUCAAUGAGCCAAAUUGUACAAAACGUUUGGAGUGAGGUAAGGUACUGUAUGAUUGUUUACGGUAAGAUAUUUCGAGCAUUUGCAGUUUCUCUGGCUGCCUCGUUUCAGGCCACUUUUCGCACGGUUUUGGCAAGUCAAUUUUCCCAAUCAUGUUGUUAUUUGACCACUCUCUGUAUCUUAUGUGAUAUUUGUUCCCAUUUUCCGAGGUAACAUUUUUCGAGUUCUCGACUCGUGUCGUCAUGUAUUGCACUUUUGCACCAAUAGACCUUAUGCAUAAUGACGUCACAAGGCUUGAUGCUCGCGAGGAAUACUGGUCUUAGUAGUCAUCGCCCGGGAAAAUUAAACAAAUCAAAAUGGCGACUAUCGAAAAUUUCUCGGGCGAUGACUAUUAAGACUAGCAUUCCUCGUGGGGCAUCACGCCUUGUGACGUCAUUAUGUUGCAUCGUUUUCAUGUGGUUAUUCCUUAUGUUUCCGCACAAUAAGUUUAGGAAUAGGUUUUUGAUUAGGCUCAAGAUCAAAGCGAAAUAUGUUCCUAUAAAAACAUGGGGAUAUAACCUUCAUGUGCGCCUGUCAUGCGAAAACAGGCAAACAUGGAAACAAGGCCAUUGAGGCAAAGUCUAUUGUCUUUCCUAUAAAUAUGAAAUAUGCACAAACUUAUGUGUUCAAAAAUUAAACCCUCCAGUUUCUUGAGUUUUUCGCCCUCUCCGAAAAGUAACCCAUUCAUCUUUUUUUAUUCGGAAAACCAAUUGCAAAAUCACAAUUAACAUAGAGACAAAAUGAGAUAGUAACAUGAUUGUGAAAUUGUCCAGCAAGAAUACAGACUAGUGCCCUGCUGCAGUAGUUCCAUAGAAAUAAUAGAUAUCUAUUAUUUCUAUGAGUAGUUCCCUCCAGUGGUUCCCAUCCCCCUCCCCAUUUCUGAUCUAUCGGGGUUUUUUUUUCCGGUUUUCGUCUACUAACCAAUAAUCUUUUAAUAGGAAAUCGUUGCUGUUUGACGUAAUCCAUUGAUCCUAUACCCUGGAUUCCAGAGCCUUCGAAGUAAAUAAUAAAUUGAAAUGUCGCGAAGGCUCUGGAAUCCAGGGUAUUGAUCCUACUGGUAUAUUGUAAAUUUAAAUGUACUCUAAGACCAUAGUCAGUGAACAUACUGAUUGAGCUUGCAGAAAUAUAAAAAGCAUGCGAAGAUUUGUAGAAGGUGUCUAGCUAAAUAUUCUUUGUGAUCAUUCAUAAGUAAAUGUUCAUGCUUUGGGAUGAAAUAAAUAAAUAAAAGGGGUUCAUAAGUAAUUGGGAUGGAAUAGGUAAGUAAAAAUAACAGACGAAUGUCGGGGCGUAUAAUUUAAUGUUAAAUUUGUAAACUUUAUGCAUUUUAGUAGCUGAAUAAACUGAUGUUAAAAAUAAACUGAAUAAGUUAAAUAAAAUAAACAAAAAUAUAUGAAUAUAGUAAAUAAAAAUGAAAAAAAAAAUACUAUAGGAGUUAAAAUAUAUUGCAUACUUUUACUCGGAUUACCGGAAUUACGUAGAAAACGUGCCUCAACAAACAGGUUUUCUGUUGCAGAUUCGCAGACUAUGUAGCAAAUCGUAGAAUGCUCUGCUCGCAGGCAUAAGUCGUGCGACUAUAUUUCACCUAACAUGAAGUAAGUGGUUUAAGGGUAAGAUCAAAGUUCAAACCGGCAUUCCAAGGAAUAUUUGUUUCUGAAAUUAUGUUCAAAAUUCUGCAAUAUUUUAGUUGCAAUGAUGAGAAUUUUGUAAGUAUUUUGCCAUUUUAAGUGCUAAGUCUGUUGCAUGUAAAAAGUAGACAAAAUAUUUUUAACAUUUGUCAAAUUAGAAGUCAAUUAUACAAUUAUCAUUUUAUAUAUUAAUUGUAGCGUGUGCAGUUUGCAUGUGAAAUGCCACGUGUCACGGACAGUCGAACACGCUUUCUUUCCAAAUAAGACGGUAAACACGAAGCUCUAGGAAGAUGUUCUGUGACUGGUUGAUUAUGACAAUGACAAAAGACGUAAUUUGGCUUACAUAAACAAAAGGAAUAUUGUUCUUGCUUCGUUCUUUAGAAAAUCCAUUAUAUAGCUUUAAUAUUGUCAUUGACUCAUUGUUAUAAUCAACCAAUCACAGAACAUCUUCCCAGAGCUUCGUGCCGACCCAAAUAAUAAAUGAAGUUUAUAACUUUUUAAGUUUUAUAUAUAUAUAUUUAGCUUCCAGAGUAAAAUAUUUUAUCAAGGUAGCAUGAUUUUGUUUGCAUCAUAGAAUCUAUGUUGCCUUUAUCUAUUUUCAUUGCAUAAAGCAUUGUGCAAUUUGAUGGCCGGUAUCAAAAAAUCUGCAUGCAAAAUAAUGAAAGAAAAACACUUUGUUCUUUCACUGCAAUACCAAUUAAACUAAAGUACUUAUGCCAAAAUACGAUUUCAAAACAUAAUUAAGUUACACUGAACCGAAGUUCUAUAGUACUGUCUAUGUUAUCCCAUGUGGAUCAGAUGUGAGAUAUAACAUUGAUUUGACAUAUGUGGCACCCUAAUUGUUAAACUAUAUCACUAAUGUCCACAUAUUGAUGGAAAGUUUGGAGACCCCUCCUCAGAUUUCAAAAAUUUAAUAGUAAGGCCAUUUAAAAGAUAUCUCUGUUUUCAUGCCGCAUGGAAUUUUAUUUAUUUUUUAUGAAAUCAAACUUGUUAUUUUCAGCAGACUUGCGAUGAAUAAAAAAUUUUUGGUAUCUAAACAGUGUAGUUAACUCAACUAGAAAGUUGCAACAGUAUUUCAUAAAAAUUACUAUGAGCAUGUUUACAAUAAAUGUUACAUUUAAGUUUUAUAGAUGAUAUAAUUGGUUUAGGUGCACUACUGUACUUUAAUCUGAUGGAUCAUUUGUCUUAGAUAUUGCAUUGUUUGCGACCUACAGUAUUUAAUAAAUUAAAAUUGAUGUUUUUUGUUUAGGUAUCCUCAUUUUAAUUUUUUGGGACUCUUAAGGAAACCAUGUGAUGUUAACCUAAGAUAUUUGGUAGGUAUAUUAAUGCUGCAUUUCAUAUCUCAAAUGUGGGGUCUAUAGUGUGCUGUAGGUAGUAUUCCACAAUACGCUGCUGUGGUUUGUGUCCAAACUACCUGAGAAAAAUAGAUCUCAAACGUGCGGGCCCAGUGUACAGGAGCAGUAUAUUAAAAUAAGCUGUUGUGGUAUAGUGUCUGAAUUACUGUACCUGAAAAAGAUAUCUCGAAUGUGGUGAUCCAGUGUAGGUAGUAUUCCACAAUAAGCUGUUGUGGUUUGUGUCUGAACUACCUGCAUGAAAAAGAUAUCUCAAACGUGGUGGUCCGGUGUAGGUAGUAAUUUUCUACAAUAAGCUGUUGUGGUUUGUGUCUGAACUUCCUGAAAUUGAUACCUAUCUCAAACGUGAGGGUCCAUGCAAUCUCUGUAGGUAGUGUUUUACAAUACAUUGUUGUGAUUUGUGUCUUUAAUUUCAUAGUCCAAAUUUAAGACUGAGUGAAAAUUAGUGUCACACAGGGUUUGAGAUUGGAAUUUUUUCCCGGAAUCCAUUGGAUCCCAACAUAUCUUAAUCUGGUACCUGUAUCCAAAUUGAAAAUCCUGGUAUCCAAUUAAUAUUCUCAAAAUAAAAAUGUAUGCUUUCAGUGUACCAUAUAUCAUUUAGUUGCCAUGACUUGAAAAGUCAUAAAAUGUACGAGGUUUGCCAUUGCUAAUGAGAGAGUUUGAUGUUAACAGAAACAUUAACUAGAUGUACAUACAAUGUCGGAACUUUUGUAAUAUUGUCUUAAUGAGUCAACAUGUGGAGAUGAAAAUGGUUUAGGUAUGCAAGACCCUCUAGGAUACCAAAUUUCAACAUCUGAUAUCCAAGUAUCAUCAGGAUGCCACUAGGAUAUCGCAAAUCUCAAUAUCGUUAAAUACUAACAAGGUAUUUUAAAAUAAUUGUACUGUAUCUUCCUCGUAGAGUUCCACCCAAAUAUGGUCCUCAACAAUAUGGUCCAGUCUCUUAUCAAAUAAAGACAAGUCAAGUGAGAUCGAAGCAGGACAAGAAACAGUUGAUGUGCACAAAUUACGAGAUACUCUUAUCAGAUCAAAACAGCCACGAAAAUCUAUUGGAGAUGGAGACAUAUUACCAGAG
Paramuricea clavata is the source of this 4353-nucleotide messenger RNA. NCBI's taxonomy places the organism in Eukaryota, Metazoa, Cnidaria, Anthozoa, Malacalcyonacea, Plexauridae. The record is from the annotation of a GenBank genome assembly.